This is a messenger RNA of Dovyalis caffra, 3879 nucleotides long. NCBI's taxonomy places the organism in Eukaryota, Viridiplantae, Streptophyta, Magnoliopsida, Malpighiales, Salicaceae. The record is from the annotation of a GenBank genome assembly.
AUGGCUGCCGCAACCGAAGAAGUUCCGACUCCAGAGAAAACCAAACAAAUGCCAGUGUCAGUAGCAGAAGAAGAAGUAGAAGACGAUGAGCACGGUUCCAAAGACAGAGUUCUCCAAAAAUACUUCUUACAAGAAUGGAAACUCGUCAAAUCUCUGCUCGAAGACAUCGUUUCCAAUCAACAAGUCUCCGAUCUAUCCUCCGUCUACAAGAUCCGCUCCAUUAUGGAUAAGUAUCAGCAGCAGGGUGAGCUAUUGGAGCCGUACCUGGAGAGUGUAGUUUCUCCAUUAAUGCAAAUUAUUCGUACUCGAACAAUAGAAUUAGGCUUUAAAUCGGAUGAAAUUCUGGAAAUAAUCAAGCCGGUAUGUAUUAUUAUUUACACUUUAGUUACAGUUUGUGGUUACAAGGCAGUUAUUAAGUUUUUCCCGCAUCAAGUUUCGGAUUUAGAGCUUGCCGUUUCUCUGUUAGAGAAAUGCCAUGGCGCGAUAUCUGUUACAUCUUUGAGGCAGGAAAGUACGGGAGAGAUGGAGGCGAAGUGUGUGAUGCUUUUGUGGCUUUCUAUUCUUGUUUUGGUUCCGUUUGAUAUUUCUUCUGUUGAUACUAGUAUUGCGAGUAGUAAUGAGCUUGGUGAACUUGAGUUAGCUCCUCUUGUUUUGAGGAUUUUGAAGUUUUCUAAGGAUUAUCUUUCGAGUGCCGGUCCUAUGCGGACUAUGUCUGGAUUAGUGCUAUCGAAGCUUCUUUCCCGUCCUGAUAUGCCAACGGCUUUUACCAGCUUUAUUGAAUGGACACAUGAAGUUUUGUCUUCUGGAACAGAUGAUUUUACGUCUCACUUUCAGUUACUGGGUGCUGUUGAGGCAUUGGCUGCUAUUUUCAAGGCUGGUGGUCGCAAAGGGUUAAUGGAUGUGGUUCCCACUGUCUGGACUGAUAUCUCAACGUUGGCAAAGUCUGGUAUUGCUGCUCGUAGUCCUUUGCUUCGCAAGUAUUUGGUGAAGUCAACACAACGGAUAGGGCUUACCUUCCUCCCUCCUCGUUCACCAGCCUGGCGUUAUGUGGUUAGUAUUGUGGAAUAUUUUGGACAUCCUGAUUUAACUUCAAGGACCAGCUCUCUUGGGGAAAAUGUUUCCAUAAAUGCAUUGAAAAGAGCUGAUCAAUGCAGUCAUGAUGAGAAUAUUGACUCUGUCAAACCAGAAAAUAGUGCAAACUGCCUUGAAGAUGAAGACAUGGAGGUUCCAGAAAUUGUAGAAGAGAUCAUCGAGAUGUUACUUGCUGGAUUAAGAGACACGGACACUGUUGUACGUUGGUCUGCUGCCAAAGGUAUUGGCCGCAUAUCUUCACGUUUGACAUCUGCUUUGUCAGAAGAGGUCUUGUCAUCUGUACUGGAGCUGUUUUCACCUGGAGAGGGUGAUGGUUCAUGGCAUGGAGCUUGCUUGGCACUAGCUGAACUAGCACGCAGAGGAUUGUUGUUGCCUAUGAGUCUUCCCAAAGUUGUUCCUUUUGUUGUGAAGGCACUACAUUAUGACAUUCGAAGAGGUCCACAUAGUGUAGGGUCUCAUGUUCGAGAUGCUGCUGCCUAUGUUUGUUGGGCGUUUGGCCGUGCAUAUUAUCACACUGAUAUGAGAAAUGUAUUGGAACGGCUUGCUCCACACCUUUUAACAGUGGCCUGCUAUGACCGUGAGGUGAAUUGCAGAAGAGCAGCUGCAGCUGCUUUUCAGGAGAAUGUCGGAAGACAAGGGAACUACCCACAUGGCAUUGACAUAGUGAAUACUGCAGAUUAUUUUUCACUUUCAUCACGAGUAAACUCUUAUCUCCAUGUUGCUGUCUGCAUUGCUCAGAAUGAAGGAUACCUAUAUCCUUUUGCAGAAGAACUGCUGCAUAACAAGAUUGGUCACUGGGAUAAAGGCUUGAGAGAACUUGCUGGAGAAGCCCUUUCUGCUCUUGUUAAAUAUGAUCCUGAGUAUUUUGCAAGCUUUGUUCUGGAGAAAUUAAUUCCUUCUACUCUCUCAUCUGAUCUUUGCAUGCGCCAUGGUGCAACCUUAGCAACUGCAGAAAUUGUUCUGGCUUUGCAUCAAUACAAACAGAAACGAGUUGCUGGUGUAGUCCCUGCUAUUGAGAAAGCACGCCUUUAUCGUGGGAAGGGUGGAGAAAUAAUGCGUUCUGCUGUUUCUCGGUUCAUUGAAUGUAUCUCAUCAUCGCAUUUGGUAUUACCAGAAAAGAUAAAAAGGAGUCUGCUUGAUACACUUAAUGAAAAUUUACGGCAUCCUAAUUCUCAAAUACAGAAUGUUGCUGUUCAAGCUCUGGAACACUUCGUUCAAGCAUACCUUGUCUCCACAAGUAAUGAAGGUGCAGGUGGUAUAACGUCAAAAUACCUGGAACAGCUUACUGAUCAAAAUGUUGCCAUAAGAAGAGGAUCUGCAUUGGCACUUGGUGUCUUGCCGUAUGAACUUUUGGCUAACAGGUGGAGAGAUGUGCUUCUGAAGCUUUCUAGUUCUUGCAUGAUAGAGAAUAACCCUGAGGACAGAGAUGCUGAAGCACGAGUUAAUGCUGUCAAAGGACUCAUAUUAGUGUUGAAAACAUUAACUCAGGAAAAAGACUGUUCCAGUAAUUGUUCUGGAGAGGAUGACAUGUCUCUGUAUCAUCUGAUAAAAAAUGAAGUGAUGCCAUGCUUAUUUAAAGCUCUUGAUGACUAUUCUGUUGAUAACAGAGGUGAUGUGGGUUCUUGGGUUCGUGAGGCUGCUAUGGAAGGCCUUGAAACAUGCACAUACGUCCUCUGUAUUAAGGAUUCCACUGCAAUAUCUCAUGGUGUUGAGUGUGUGUCAGAGAGGCCUAAAAACGAUGUGGCUGAUAAUAACCAGGUGCUCUCAUUUUUUGAUGCAAAUCUUGCAACCAAUGUGAUUGGUGGAAUUGCUAAGCAAGCUGUUGAAAAGAUGGACAAAAUAAGAGAAGCUGCUGCAAAGGUUCUGCAGAGGAUUUUGUACAACAAAGCAAUAUUUAUUCCAUUUAUUCCGUACAGAGAAAAUCUGGAAGAAAUUGUUCCUAAUGAAACAGAUUUAAAGUGGGGUGUCUGUAAUUUGGGUUCUUUGACUAGGUCUGUAUUGUCUGGUUUAGUUAUUUCAAUUGGUGGGUUGCAAGAUUCUUUACGAAAGGCUUCAAUCUCGGCAUUGUUGGAAUAUCUUCAACCGGUUGAAACUAAAGAGUCGAAUGAGAGAAGGUCGAGAGAGCAAAAACUAUCUACCGACAUGCUUUGGGUUCUCCAACAGUACAAGAAAUGUGACAGAGUUAUUGUACCCACUUUGAAGAAUCCUGACCACAACUCUUGUGUAUUUCAGACAAUAGAGAUUCUUUUCAGCAAAAAGAUAUUCUUGGAUAUGGAGGACCGAACUCCAGUCUUUUGUGCAAGUGUUUUGGAUUCCCUCGCUGUUGAAUUGAAGGGAUCUAGGGACUUUGCAAAAUUAUACUCUAGUAUUGCUAUACUUGGAUAUAUCGCUUCGCUCUUGGAAACCAUCAAUGCUCGGGCAUUCAAUCAUCUUCUUACUUUGCUAGGCCAUCGAUAUCCCAAGGGAACUGAAGUCUACACUCUCUUUGUUUCUCAGAUCAGGAAAGCUUCUGCUGAACAAGUUUACCUUGUCCUACUGCAAAAUGGAAAUCUUGUACCAGAGGACAAGAUAGAGAGAGCACUGGAAAUUAUUUCUGAAACCUGCUGGGAUGGAGACGUUGAGGCAACCAAGCUUCAAAGAUUAGAAAUUUUCGAGAUGGCUGGUGUGGAAUUGGGACAACUUGUCAAGCCUAGAGAUAAACUAUCAAACAAGCACAGUGAGAAGCGGCCUGUCGCAAAUGAUGAAAAUGCAUCAUAUUCCUCAUUAGUCGGGUCAACUGGGUUUUGA